AAGGAAAGAAGAUGGGUGAGAGGUUUUGGAAGUUAUGCACACUUGUUUCUGCGACCUCUUGCCUUGGAAACUUUGAAUUGAAAAGCAGAUAAAGAUGAACAGGGUUCCUCCCAAAAUUCUAGUUUCAACUUUGUACCUCCUCUUAUUGUCCUUUCCCGUCCAAACUCUACCGCAUGUUGCUGACACGGGUACACUCAAUUUCAACAGUGGCUACAACAGCCAAGGUGGUGAAGGUGAGAUUUUCGGCAAAAGCUGCAACAAUGAAUUCCAAUCAAUACCUCUCUCUUCCCCAUGUCAAAAAUCAAAAACCACAAAAGCAUCUCCAGUUUUUCCUCUCCAAACAGACGGUUUGGUUUUUGCAGAUCAGAGACUUGAAGUUGUAUACCCAGUGAUCCAAAAAUUCAAGUCCAGCAUCACCUCUGAUCCCCUAGGAGUCACCAAAUCAUGGGUAGGCUCUGAUGUUUGCAGCUACAAAGGUUUCUACUGUGAUAAUCCCCCAGACAACGCCUCAGCCAUUGCCGUGGCCUCCAUUGAUUUCAAUGGGUUUCAACUUGGAGCUCCUACACUUGAUGGCUUCAUUGAUCAGCUUCCUGAUGUUGCACUCUUCCAUGCAAAUUCCAACAAUUUUAGAGGCACCAUCUCUACUAAAAUCUCCAAGCUCCCUUAUCUUUAUGAGCUUGAUGUAAGCAACAAUCAGCUGUCUGGUCCAUUUCCCAUGGCUGUCUUGGGCAUGAACACCCUAACAUUCUUGGACAUUCGUUUUAACUUGUUCUCUGGGCAAGUCCCUCCCCAGAUAUUCACCCAGAAUCUCGAUGUCCUCUUCAUCAACAACAACGACUUUACUCAGAGAUUGCCUGAUAACUUAGGCAGCACUCAUAUUCUUUAUCUCACCUUAGCCAACAACAAAUUCAUGGGUCCUAUACCUAGAAGCCUCCCCAAAGCUUUGUCCACUCUCACCGAGGUAUUAUUCUUGAACAACCAGUUAACAGGCUGUAUCCCAUAUGAGAUUGGGCUUCUUGAAGAGGCUAGAGUGUUUGAUGCUGGGAACAACCAGUUAACAGGUCCACUGCCCAUGUCCUUGGGUUGCCUUGAGCAGUUGGAAAUCCUCAAUUUGGCUAAUAAUCUCCUCUAUGGUAUGGUACCAGAAGUGGUGUGUGGACUAGAGAAUUUGAUCAACUUAUCACUUUCAGAUAAUUAUUUCAUGCAUGUAGGACCUUUGUGUAGAACCUUAAUUCAGCGAGGGGUUCUUGAUAUUAGGAACAACUGCAUUCCUGAUCUUCCAUUGCAGAGAUCAGUGUUUGAGUGUGCAGAUUUCUUUGCGCGUCCCAGAAUGUGUUCCCACAUGUGGUUUCAUAGUUUCAUUCCUUGUAAGUUUUCUUUUCACCACAAGUCCUCGGUCUCUGCCAUUCCUAAGAUGGCUCCUUCUCCUUGACUUUUUCUUCUCUUGCUUCAACGUUAAGACAUGGACUGCAACAUUUUGUCAUC
This is a messenger RNA of Neltuma alba, 1485 nucleotides long. RefSeq lists its product as uncharacterized. Bases 95 to 1432 code for a protein of 445 amino acids. The record is from RefSeq and is a predicted model, not a curated record. Lineage: Eukaryota; Viridiplantae; Streptophyta; Magnoliopsida; Fabales; Fabaceae. Gene Ontology annotation, molecular function: protein binding. The transcript has 3 exons.